CCGCACCUGUGCUCAACUCCAGGGCGCCUGCAUUGUGGGCCCUUCUGGCCUCAGAGCUGUGGCUGCUGCCCAGUGUCUUCCCGCAGGCAGGAGCCCUCCAGUGGCUUCUAGUAAUGGCCCAGACCUGCCACGCAGGUUGUCGCAGAUGGAGGGUCAUCCUGGCUGCUGCCCACUCCUGCAGCACACUCUGGAAGGUUGUGGAAGGUCCUCAGCCUUUUCCAGGCCUCCAAGGACUCCCUGCAGCCGCCCCGGGGUCUCCCCUCUGGGACUUCUGAUCUCUUGCAAGGUCAUCAAGGACACCGGGUGAGGUCUUUUCCCUUUCAGCCUCCAGGCUGCUCCAGAGGAUCGCCGCGGGCACUUCCUAAGCCUGGCACCGGCUCCUGUCUCCACUGCUGUCCCUGUCAGCCACGCGCAAGAACUCACAGGCACUCAGGUCCUCAAGGUGGGGUGGAGUCCCUUCCCUGACUCGUCCUCAGGACCAGCUGGGCCCCAGGCUAGCAUGCACAGAGCCCAUGUCCAUCCCACCACGCUGCCUGCCAGGGUCAUCACGGCAACCCCUGGGGUGUGCCUCCUCGAGCUCCGGGGAGGAGGAAGCAAGUCAGGACUCCUGGAUCUGGGAGAUCUGGGAGUGCUGGUGGGAGCCCCAGCAGGAGCUGCAGGGCUCGUGCUGUGUCGCUGAGUGACACGGGGUUAUUAUGCUGUCAUGGGGUCACCUGGAAUUCUCUGCCACCCCACUGAGAGGCAGCUCAUUAGGAAGCCCCCACCCCCGCCAGUGCCAGCCAGGGCCUGCACCCACUGUCCCCACCCAGUUUCAAUGACCGUCCUGAGGGCUCACUAUAGGCCAGGGGCCAGCACAGGCCAACAUCCAGAGCCAGGCAGUGGUCAGCCUGUCCUGCAGUGAUGGGCACUGGGCUGUAGACCUUGAGGCCGCCAUGUGAGCACAUGGUCAGGCCAGGCCGAUGGCGGCUGGGGCUCGCCCUGGUGCUCACCCACCUUGGUCACUGGCCAUGCCAGCCCCAGUCUUGGGCAGGCUGCCCACGUACCUGGGGGGAGCGCUCCAGUCUCUCUCCAGGGAUGGCCAGCAGCAGGGCCUCUGGUCUCUCAGGACCCUGGGGAGAACGGAUGGCAGGAAGACCAAGCCCAGGGAAGACAGGCUCGGUCUACCUACAGCCGAGGAUGACCUCGUAGCUGCCCCGAAGUGGCCCGGGGCCUGGCAGCAGCUGGGCUGUCGUGGCACGAUUCCUCACACGGUCUGGUCUUAUGACAUGGAGGAUCCAGGCCCCAGGACGGGGGCCUGCAGCUCGCCCCUGUGGGCUGCCGGCCAGGAGGCCAGGGACAGGGACAGUUCAGUGUCAUCGGGCCCCCUUUCUGGCUCCUCCGGGGGCCAUGAAUCAUGUGCCCUUCCCCACGGGCCCUGGAGGGAGAGGCCACCCCAGAUGUUAGAGCCCCAGCGGCAGCCCAGAAAGAGCAACCCACGGCUGGAGCAGCUGAGGGACAAGAUCCGGGCGCAGACACAGUGGCAGGCCAGCUGCGCCUCCCUGGGCACCUCGGCUCCCUCCAGUGACUCGCGCCUCUACAGAGCCGCUCCACCAGCAUCCCGGAGGAAGACCCGCAGGGCGACAAGCGCCCUUCCAGCCCCCACACGAUGCCCAGGCUUCAGUGACCUGCAUGGGACUGAACCCAGAACUGAAGACAUAGUACUUUCUGGCCUGGGGCACAAGCUCUCUGGGGUCACCCAGCACCAGGCUUCAGUUCCACGGGAGAAAACCAAGAGGACCAGAAGCAGCUCUUGGAAAAGAGAGAAGCCCAUCCAGUCGCCCUCCCCCAGCAGAUCUGCCAAAUGUAAAGAUUCUGAGUUGGCUGGUGUUUACGCCUGGAGGAGAGGACCAGCUCUGGUGAGGCUGCUGCUCGGGCCCCCGCCCGCCCGCCCCAGGCUCCCGAGCAAGGCCCCCUCGAGGGACCGGGCCCCCAGCAUGGAAUUAGGAGACAGCAAGAGAGCCGCAGCCACCCAGAGCUGUCCCGUCCACACCUGGCUGCCCAGGCCUGCCUCUGCCUGCAGUGACCAUCGGCUGUCUGAGAACACACCCAGCCUGACUUCCCAAGAUCAGCCGGUGACAGUCCAAACCGCUAUGGCCAUCCUACAAGACCUCCGCCAGCAAAUCCAGGCCGGGCUGGAGUUGGUCUGCAGCCCCAGGAGUAGACGGAAACUCAGACCUGAUAAGGCGAAGCCGCAGAAUCCAGGAGGGAGGAGGCAGCAGGGCCCCCAGAGCUCCCGGGGUGUGCAGGGCUCCUUUUCCAACAGUCCUUGGGCCAUGACAGAGGGGAAGUGCUCCUCUUUAGACAGGACCAGCAGCACCUGCACCCAGCAGCCCCGGCGCACCUUGGCCGAGUGGGAGUCCUGUCCACAGAGGGCCUGGGCGGCCCACGGAUGGGACCCUUCUCUCCAGAGGGCAAGAGACCCCCCUGAAAAGCUGGCCGCCUUCUCACGGCGGCCCUGGAGUGCCUUGGGUGGACAGACCUGUCCUCAGAGAGCUCAGGCGGCUCGUGAAGACUGGGAGAUUCCUGUCUCCAGACCCUGGAGCUCUCUGGAAAGACCACGUCCUGCCCCACCGCGGUCCUGGAGCAGCUCCUUUGUGCAAAAGACUGGACCCCCCAGUAAGGGCAGAGUUGCAGGUCCCCAUCCCUUGGGAGCCAAGCAGGCCUGGUCGAGGCCCACCCAGGGCCUCCCUCAGAACCCAUCCAGGAAGGAGCAAGAUCUGAGGUCAUCCGCGUCCUGCCCGCGGCCCCGGGCACCCCUGGGCCAGCAGCACAGCUCAGAGUCCUUACGGGACUUCAUGCGCCAGAAGGCACAGGCCCGGCGGCAACAGGCCCUGGAACGGAAGGCCCUGGCUACCCGCACGCUGGAGCUGAGGAACCAGAGGCUGCAGGAGGUCUACCGGAAGCAGAGGGAGGCAGUGCUUGGCAAGGCAGUCCCCGUGGUCUCCCAGACCAACCCUGGCAUCGUCACCUUUGUCCCCAGUUCUGCAAGGUCCGAGGGCCUGGAAGCCCCAGAGAGCCUGGCAUCUUCUGUGCUGCAGUGGAGCAAGGUGACAUCCGGCAAGGUGCUGGGGGGCCAGGAGGCCCCCGGCAGCUUCUGUCUGUGUUUGAACAGAGCCUGGGACCGCACUGAGACCCUGGAGACUGGAACUGGCGCCCCUCUGCUGCUGUCCACCGCUUCCUCCCUGGGCCCCCUGCAGCUCCAGGACCUGCCCCGUGGGCUGUGCGUCUACCUGGACCCCCAGGAGGCUGACCAGUUGGGCUCCUCAGGCCCCCUGCACUUCCAGUACAAGCAGGCCCGGCUGCAGGCGCUGGAGACCAUGGCCAACGUGCUCAAGCAGCGCAUCGACAUUCUGACCACCAAGCUGCGUGGGGCCGAGGCCUCGGACACUGCCCUGGACUGGCCGCCCGUGGGCCCCAGCACUGAGCCCACUGCCCUCACGCUCCCUGUCCCCACCUGCCCCGGUGCCUUGGUGCCCAACAGAGAAACGGGGGCGCCCCGGGACUGGGUGGGCAUGCAGGCGGAGCCCCUCGCCCCUCCCACCUGCUUCCCGGAUGACGGUCCACAGCUGUGGAGCCCCAGCUGGGAGUCACAGAGCCCAAGCCCAAGAGCCCGCCACAAGAGCCAGCCUCAAGGUGUGGAUAAGGGACGCUGGGAGCUGGAGAAGAGGCUGCAGAGAGACUCAGACUCCCUCAGGUUCCUCGGUGCCCUAACGGGGAGCUCACGCCAGCUGUGGGCACCGGACCCCACCUGCAGCUCCCUUGGUCUGGAGGACAUGCCAGCGGCCAGAGGGGCAGGCUUGGUAAUGCCCUGGAGCACCUGGAGCUGCGGUCAGCAGGAGCCUGGGCGCCUGAGUGCUGGAGAACCGCCCAGCGGGCACCUGGCUGACUUCCAGCAGAAGUCCUCAAGUUUUCUUGAGUCGCUGAAGCUGAACCAGCAGAAGCAGGAGCAGGAACUGGCCCUUCUGCAGCAGCAGGCAGAACAUGAGGUCUGGGAGACGCAGAUGGCCCUGGAAGAGCUGCUCUCCAAGCACCAGCUGAAGCGGCUGAUGGAGAAAGACGCGGCCCAGGCCAGGCCAGGCACGGCUUCGAAGCUGGAGCAGCUGCAGACCUCCUGGGACUCAGCGCCAAGGACACUCCCUGGCCCAGUCUUGCACUCAGCCAGAACACCCUCACCCCUGGCUGCAGAUGCCGCCCCAUUCCCCUGGGCGCCCGAGGAAGGACGAGCCAGUGGGGCACACAAGGAAGCUUCUGCAGAGCUGGGGAAGCCCAAGCUGGGGAAGCCUGACCCAGCCUACUCCCAGCUGCCCUGGACUAGGCUCUGCCCACCGGACAGCCCCACCCACCAGCGGAAAGCGGAGAGGCCCCCAGGUGCCCACCCCGUAGCUUCCAGAUCCUUCAGCCUCUUCACCGUCCCGAUGCUGGAGCAGAACCUGCGGGAGGAGGAGCUGCGCCCACAGCACCUGGCUGAGGUGCUGCGCCUACGCGAGAUGGCCCUGGAAGAGAGGGCGCGCGCCGAGCUGGCUUGCCUGGAGCACGAGUCUGGGUGUCUGGCUUUGAGCAAGGAGCCCAAGGCAGCACAGGAAACCCUGUCGGAGAGGCAGCAGCAAACCCGCAGCAGGCUUGAGGAAGAGCAGAGGGACGGUCAGCACCUGAGGGACUUCCACCUGUCCAAGCACCAAGAUGGGAAGCAGCUCUGGCAGCAUCAGAAGGCCGUCCUCACAGCACGGAGCUCUGCCACCUGCCUGCAGCAGGAGCUGCAGUCACAGACCCAGCUGCCACAGAAUUCCAGCCCUGAAGUCAAGACCAUUGGAGAGGAGGGUUCUGAGCCCAGCCAACAACCGGAGGGAGACCUGACAACCCACAGGCCUCACAGCCCCACCAGCCAGUGUCCCCAGAGUAGCCCUGAAUGCUUGAAAGUCUCACACGCCCCCUGUGUGCCACUGGAGGAGGCACCCCCUGAGACGGCUUCCCAUGCGGAUGAUCACUUGCAGCCUCGGAGAUCUUCAUGGGGAGAGGAGAUGCCUGAGGCCAGAAGCCCACUGGUGGAGAGUGGCAACCAUGUGGACCAAGGUCCGGGGCUUCCUGCAGGCCAGUCGAGGUCUGUGACUCUCAGGACUGUGUCUUCAGAGCCUGGUGAGCAACCUCGUGUCCCGCUGCUGAACCUUCUGCUCUCGAGUUCUCUGAGCAUCGGACAGCUGCUGGGCCCAGUCCUUCCUAUGCAGGUCAUGGAGGCAGAGGAGAGCACCCCCACAGCUCAGCUCAGGCCACCAGAGGCAAAGGAGCCACCCACAGGAGCAGGAAGGACACGAUUUUCCCUGGCAAGUCUACUGGACCAAGGGAGGCUCCCUACAUCUGGAGUUCAAGAGACAAAACCUCAACACAGAUCAGGAGACUCUCAGACCAAGCCAAGGACUACCUUCGCAGAAGAAAGUCCCACAGCUCCGACACACAGCCCUAGGUGGAACUUGGCGGGACAGAGCCAGCAGUCCCAGGGCAGAGAGGGCUCUUGCAGUCCCCAGGAAGCCAGAGUGGCUGAAAGCAGCACAAGUCAAGAGGAAGCAGGAUUGGGGCUGGAUGUGGCUGGGAGCCCUGUAGGGGAGCCUCAGGACGCGAAGAACUGGCGGCUGGAGGAGCAGAGGGUAGAGGCCUGUCGGCAGCAGGACAUCAGGGUCCCCUUCGCCUGGUUGGAAACUGCUGGGCUGGCGGCCUCUCCAGCAGCUCCUGUGGCCCCCAAGGAGGAGGCCUCUGUCCCUUGCUCAGGCAGCCUCCUACCCCAGCUGGGGGCCCCCUUGGACCUGGACAUGGAGUCUGCCUCCAGGACCUGCUGUGGGUCUUCAGAAGCCCCUGCAUCAUCCUCUACCCCCUCAGCAGGCUCUGCAAGUGACCUGUCCUGCUCCUCUCUCCAGGAAUUUCAGAAAGUCACAGCCACCCUGGUCCAGCUUUCUGAUAGUUCCCUUUCCCUGUCUGGCUUGGAAGCUGAGGUCACCCCAGAUGCUGACCUCAACCAAUUCAGGGAUUUCUCUGUUCAUGACUCAUGGGAGGAACUCAGCCCGCCUUUGUCCUGGGGGCUCCACCAGGAAGACCCUCAGCUAGGUGGUGUUCCUGGGGCUGCAGGAUGCAGGUCCUGGCCGAGGCAGGAGGGCAGAGGGGCUGGGUCCAUGGGUGGCUCCUCCAUGGAGGUGGCUAUGGCAGGAGGCCUGGAGUCCAGACAGAGCCUCCUGCAGGUAGGCUGGUCACUGCCCCUCCCAGAUGCCCUCCCUCCAAGGUCGGGGUCAGAGCUUUCAGAAGCCUCCCACCAAAUUUGGGACGAGGACAGUAGGGAGAACCUGUGGGAAGCUGGCAUUGCUGCAGAGCCAGCUGCAGGGAGCUCCUGGCCUUCAGGUGGCUCGUCUGACCUCAAGAAAAGUGGACAGCCUCAAGUGCCUCUUCCUCUUCUGGGCCCUAGAGAGGGCCAGGGAUCUUCUGGAGCCAGAAGAAGCCUCACCAGUGGAUCAAAUACAGGGAACACCAAGCAGGCCUUCCCUGAGGAGAUCGGCCAGGGGCUCCCAUUCCAAACCCCUUCCACCAGUGACUCAGACCCAGCACUGCCCUUUCCCUCAGGGACUUCCACAUCUGGAGGAGAGCCGGUGCCUCCCCAGACCUCAGUGGACUUCCAGGAGGAGCCCUGGGCUGCUGAUCUGAGUCUGUCCACUGAGAGGAGACUUCCACAGACCUCACCUGAGCCUGAGGUCCCCCUGGCCCAGCAGACUCCUGAGGUCUCCAGCAGACUAGACUCUCUGGCUGCCGGGAGCCAGGUGCCUGGGUGUGGGGGGCGUGGAGCCUCUAUUGCUCUGGAGGAAGCUGGUCCUCCACAUGCCAUUGGCUUCUUGGCUGAGAUCCUGUCUCCAGUUGACAAGGGGCUGUCCUGCAGCAGUGGGGACCUCCUGUCCUCCACCCACAGGGAUGCCCACCGACCCCCAACACCUCCCACCCCUGAAGCAAAGAGUGACUCAUGCUCAGAAGACUUCCCUUCCCCACCUGAGGAGGCCAUGCUUUCUGGGGGCUCAAUGGGCCCUCUUGGGGAGGACACCUCCAUCGCCACUGAGGAUUUUUCUGAGGAGGCUCUGCCAGAGGCACUGUCCCCAGGGUCACAGGAGUUGGGGCUCUGCUUGGGGGUGCCUGAGAAGGGCAGAAGCCUCCAAGGCAGAUUGGGUGGAUCAGGUUCUCCUGUGGGUAGCCAAGCCAUGGGCAGCCAGGGGUUAGAACCAGCCAGCUGGCCAGGAUCCCCCGUGAAUGAGGGGGCAGGCAGUGCCCCUAGGACCUGUGUGGCCCAACGGGGUCUGCUGAAGCCGCUGGUGGCCGGCGACAUGGAUGUGCACCCAGCUCCUGCUCUGGGAUUGGGGUCCUGGGCUGGUGUGGCUCCUAAGGAGUCCCUGGGCCAUAUGAGCAGGCCCUGGGAAGGGGCGCAGGGCCUUGAGAGCACAGAGUGCAAGCCAGGAUCAGGGCCCCUCUUGGUGGGCCUGGAUGGGCCCCUGCUCAGAAGGACAGUCACAUCCCCAACACCCUGGCCUGCAGUCCCUGCAGCCUCUGCCCCAGGCCCAGUGCCCUGGCUGGUCAGUGUUGGUGGAGAGGGUGAGGGAGGCCUGAGCUUGUGGGCAGAGGACCAGUCUGGGGCUGGGGACUCACUGGGCAGAGAGCAGCUCCCUGGAGGACACUCCACUCUGAUCCUUGCCUCAGGCCCUGGUGCUGAUCUCCCAGGCUUGGAGAGAGGUGAGGGAGCCCAGGCUGUGGAUCUGGUGUCCACCCAACUCACCAGGAGGAUCCUGUGUGACUCGCUGGCUGUGCUGUCAGGGCUGGUCCCCCAGGGCAGCCCCCAGGGGAAGCACACACACUUGUGAAGCCAUUGCGUGUGCACGUGUGUGCAGGAGGCUUCAGGAGGCCUGGACUUCCAGGGUGGACUGAAAAUGAGGAAUGGCCAUCCUGCUCUGGCUGUGCAGGAUGGUCAUCUGAAAUAGCUGCUUACUGGGCAGGGACUCCAGAUCACGUGCCGACUAGAUCCAGCUGCAUUUCUCUGGACAGUGUCCACAGCCUUGUCAGGUGGCAGAAGAGUCAGAACCUGAGUGAUUAAGAGACAGGCUGUCAAAGGUUGUGUGGGCGGCAAGGACAGGCGAGGAGGUUGGGUACUCCAGCAAGAACAGCCCCUAACAGGACGGCAUGGGAGUCAGCAAAGGCCAAGAGAGGAGGGGAGAGCAGUGGUGUGGGUGAAGGAGGAGCUGGGGAGGGUGGACCUCCCAACUCUUGCUGCCUGCGGCUUCUGUCGGCAAGGGUCUUCUGCGUUUACCAUUUCCAGUAAAUUACUUGCCAGGGGGCUGAUUGGCAGGUAUGCCCCCCACAUGCCCAACUCCUGCAGACUAGACAGGGUGUCCACUCAAGGGCCAACAGUCCCUUCGCCUCCACCAGCAAAGCCUGGGGCUUGUCCUCUGGGGGUAGGGGACCUCUCUGGUACUGCAGACUUGUCCAUAUUUCAAUAGGGCUCCUAGGAUGCCAGGGCCAUCUCUUUCCUCAGAAGCACAGUGACUGGGUCCUAGCAAGAGACCUUGUGUGUGGGCAUGGGGGGUUCAGCCCACACCACCUCCACUUCCUGGGUGGACCUUCCAGGACAGAAUGACCCAGAGUGUCUAUCUGGAGGUGUGGGCAGGUGGUUCCUGCCAGGUCGCUACUUCUGCAAGGAAGCACUGUCCCCCCUCAUCACACGAAUCCCCACCUUCCUCAGGACAUCGUCCAGAGGAGUCCAGGCUCACCAGAUUUCCUGAGUGGAAAAGAGCAAGAGAACACUGACCAGGGAAUGAAAUGAGUCCCACAGCCUUGCUGGGACCCCAGAGGCUGGGGACAGGACCCUAGGCAGGACAGGGCUGCCCUGGGGCAGGUUCAGCAUAUCCCCCUGGAAAACAGCCUGGAGCAUGUGUGAGAGGAGGAGGGGCCACCCCGGCAGUGACCUCCACCCAGAGUAGCCACCUCCACAGGUUCUGAUGGGUUCUGGUACCAUCCCCGGGGAGGAGUGGGCUGCCUGGUGCCCUGUAGCCCCACCCUCACCCCUCGCAGUGCCCCAGCUAGGUGCCCAGACUCGGGAAGAGAGAAAACUUCCCUGGCCACCCGGCUCCCAGGAGGCUUCAUGGGGGUUUAGGAGGACCAGAGGGGCGGGCUGUCUAUAGGGCUCCCGUGUGAGAACCCACUGGGCUGUGCUGUGGCUGCCCUUGGAAUCCUGGCCACGAACCUCGCUGUGCAGGCAGCAGUGUCCGCUGCCCCUGUGGCUGGCGCCCUCUGGACCUUGGCCUGGGGUAAGCUCCUGUGCUCUGACAGCCCUGCGCCCUGGACAAGUCCUUGGCUGGCUCCCGAUCCCACCGACCGCCGGGGGUGCCUCUGCAUUCGUGCCUGCUCUCUGCCUCCUGAGCCUGCGGCCGCCUGACCUGUAUCCGGGCCCUUCUGUGGCCUGCAUGCAGAGUCGUGUCAAGUGGGAUGUGUGCCCUGAGUCUCACAGAUGUUAGAAGUUAAGACUGAAUCGAGAACCUGGGACUGCCCGGCUUCUGACCCCAGGUGACCCACCCGCAUCCAGUGAACUGCCACCGAUGAGUGGUGUCGCCUGAGAAUUCAAGGUCAUUCAGUGAAGUCUGACGCCGUGGAGGGACAGAGCCGAGUCUGGUCUGUGCUUGGGACAGCUGGCUCAGGACGUAGCCCUUCCAUGCUGGUUUCCUGGGCAGCUUCUGGGCCCCCCAGGAAUGUUAGCAGGUCUCACAUCAGUCUCCUUGGUCCUUUGUCUUGUCUGCUCACACUGGGACAGCCCAUCAAACACCAAACCCUUCUCUGCAUUUGUCCCCAACCAGUGCCUUGCUGUGCCCCACAAAGGCCCUCCCUGCUGCCCAGGAGGACCAAAUGGAGCAGGUACCGGGAUCUGCAAAGCCAGACUGUGGCUCGGGACGAGGGUGGGCUCACACCCACACACCUGGCCCACCCCGGGCUCAGGCCUCUCUCCCCUGCCUGAUGCCCUCUUGUAGUGGUUUUCCUUCAGGUCCACUCGCAGUGUGGGCAUGGAUGGUGCCAAAGUCCCGUCUGUGCUCUGUGUCUGCUCCGCCCCCUCUAGGAGUGCCGCAGGGACCCUACGCCCGUGCCCUGGUGUCCAGUCACCACAGGGCAGCUGCCACUCCCUCCACCCUGUUACCCAGGGCGCUUCUCUCAGUCCCACGCUCACCCUGGUUCAUCUCUCCAGUCACACUGGGCUCCUUGCCACCCCUCCACUGUGCUCCGCAUCCUCCUCCCGCAGGGCCUUUGCACAGUGGCUCCUCUGCCUGGGCCUCUCGCUGCCUCUCUCAUCUCAUCCAGAGGCCUCUCUCUGUCUUCUGUUUAUGACACCCCCCCACUCACUCCCUGCCCUACUGCCUGGCUUCCAUACCGCACCUGAGGUCCAGUCUUCUAUUCUGCAGACCCAGGGACUCAAGAGCUCGGCUUUUGUCUCCUGGGUUUGGCACAGAAUGGAGGCCAGUGAAUAUCAGCCUAGGAAAGAUGAGUGAACGGGGAGAAGAGGGACCUGAGGGAGAGGGAGCAGCCACAGGGGUGCCUCUGGCGUGGAUCAUCAUGCAUAGGGUUUCCUAACCCUGACAUCAGCAAAGCCCCUUUCCCACACAGAGCAUUACACGGAGCCACAGGGCGGGCAGAGAUGGCAGCACUGGCAAAUGUACUUCAAGUUUGAAUCCUAAUAGUCACUUACUAAAAGCCAACCAACCAGCAGUGGAGAGGAGACCUAACUUGUGACCUCAGGCUGACCCUAGCCCUUGCCCUUCAGAUGGGUUCCUCAUCUGUGUCCUUUCUUUUCUGUUUUAGCCACAGUUCAGGGAAUGCUGAUGUGUGUAAAAGUUAGGACUCACAAUUAAAAACAAAACCAACAGG
Messenger RNA from Sciurus carolinensis (gray squirrel), 10959 nucleotides. It is a transcript of the gene Ccdc187, whose product is annotated as coiled-coil domain containing 187. Gene Ontology annotation, molecular function: microtubule binding. The transcript is spliced from 29 exons. Gene Ontology annotation, cellular component: centrosome. Lineage: Eukaryota; Metazoa; Chordata; Mammalia; Rodentia; Sciuridae. Gene Ontology annotation, biological process: microtubule anchoring. The record is from RefSeq and is a predicted model, not a curated record. Bases 960 to 7916 code for a protein of 2318 amino acids.